This is a messenger RNA of Corylus avellana, 1416 nucleotides long. The record is from RefSeq and is a predicted model, not a curated record. Lineage: Eukaryota; Viridiplantae; Streptophyta; Magnoliopsida; Fagales; Betulaceae.
AUGCCUGCUCUCCAAAUCCUGAACUUAUCCAGGACUAGUAUCAAGUCUUUACCAGAGUCCAUUAUCGGAUUGGUUAGCCUCAAAAGACUGUUUUUAAAUGAUUGUCAUCGUUUCUUGAUAUUGUCGCCGAAAGUUGGAGAACUCAAGCAGCUUGAGGUUCUUGAUAUUGACGGGACAGAUAUUAUGGAUUUACCUAAGGAGAUUAAGGAGUUAACUAAUCUCACAUGCUUGGAAGUUUCAUUUUGUGCAUAUCUGAGUAACGGUAGGAGAGCCAUGCAAUCAGAUGUAGUGGUUCCUUGUGGCAUAAUUUCGGCACUGUCCCACUUAGAGGAGUUAAAUAUGAGUGUGAAUCCAGAUGACAAACGAUGGAGUGCAUGUGUGGAAGCUAUUGUUAGUGAAGUAUGUACCUUGGAGAGUUUGAACACUCUUAAAUUCUAUUUUCCAAGAGUGGAACUUGUGUGGCGCUUUCUAUUGAAUAGCUCAAUGUGGUUGCACCCAUCACUGUCACAUUUCAGAUUUACUAUUGGCCAUCAUGUCAAGCGAACUAUGUCUCGACUCCCUCAUGAUGUUGAGUUUGAGCUGGAACGAUGGGAGAGAUGUUUGAAAUACAUAAAUGGUGUGGAUAUUCCCACAGAGAUUAAGGAGGUACUGCAAUAUUCAACAGCAUUUUUCUUGGAACGGCAUGCAACUGUUAAGAAGCUAUCAGAUUUUGGGAUUGGAAAUAUGAAACAACUAAAAUGUUGUGUUGUGGGGGAAUGUAAUGAGGUUGAAGUUAUUAUAGAUGAAACAGAUGCUCGCAAAGAAGACAAUGAAGCAGAUGCUAAUGAAGAUGAUGAUGUAGAUGCUUGGGAAGAAGAUGAUCGCAAUGAAAUUGUAUCUAAAACAUCUGGUGAUAUAAAAAUUGUUCUUGGAUCACUUGAAUACCUCUACAUAUAUUAUAUGAAGAAUCUAGGGAGGAUAUGGGAGGGGCCAGUACAACCAAAGUGUUUAUCUAUUCUGAAGUUCAUGACAUUGCGCACAUGUCCCCAAUUGACCACUAUUUUCACAACAGGUUUACUUGAUAACCUCUAUAAUUUAGAAGAGCUUACAGUUGAAGAUUGCCCCUCCAUUAAAACUUUAGUAAGUUGCAAAAUUUCUACUGAGCCUAAAACCUUUGACUUUCUCCCGAAUUUGAAGAGGAUUUCGCUUCAUUACAUGCCUGGAUUAGUUAGCAUCUCUAGUGGUUUACACAUUGCACCAAGAUUGGAAUCGCUGAGUUUCUAUAAUUGUCCAAAUCUUAAGCACCUGUUGAUUGAGGAAGUAUCCAGUAAAGAUUUAAAGAAGAUCAAGGGUGAGUGGAAUUGGUGGGUAGCACUGAAGUGGAGAAGCGGCCGUCCGAGUUACUUGGAUGACAUUUUUGUUCCAAUCAACAUAUGA